Neomonachus schauinslandi (Hawaiian monk seal) is the source of this 1398-nucleotide messenger RNA. RefSeq names its product sushi repeat containing protein X-linked 2 (gene SRPX2). Bases 1 to 1398 code for a protein of 465 amino acids. NCBI's taxonomy places the organism in Eukaryota, Metazoa, Chordata, Mammalia, Carnivora, Phocidae. The record is from RefSeq and is a predicted model, not a curated record. The transcript is spliced from 10 exons.
AUGGCUGGUCAACUAACCCAAAGAGGAGCUCUAUCUCUCCUGCUCUUCCUCACUCCAGCAGUGACACCAACAUGGUAUGCAGGUUCGGGCUACUACCCAGAUGAAAGCUACAAUGAAGUAUAUGCUGAAGAGGUCCCCCGGGCCCCUGCCCUAGACUACCGAGUCCCCCGAUGGUGUUAUACAUUAAAUAUCCAGGAUGGAGAAGCCACAUGCUACUCUCCGAGGGGAGGAAAUUAUCACAGCAGCCUGGGUACUCGUUGUGAGCUCUCCUGUGACCGGGGCUUUCGACUGAUCGGACGAAGGUCGGUGCAAUGCCUGCCCAGCCGCCGUUGGUCUGGAACUGCCUACUGCAGGCAGAUGCGAUGCCAUGCGCUGCCAUUCAUCACUAGUGGUACUUACACCUGCACAAACGGGGUGCUCCUUGACUCCCGUUGUGACUACAGCUGUGCCAGUGGCUACCACUUGGAAGGUGACCGCAGCCGAAUCUGCAUGGAAGAUGGCCGAUGGAGCGGAGGCGAGCCCGUGUGUGUAGACAUAGAUCCCCCCAAGAUCCGUUGUCCCCACUCCCGUGAGAAGAUGGCAGAGCCGGAGAAACUGACCGCUCGAGUAUAUUGGGACCCACCCUUGGUGAAAGACUCUGCCGAUGGGACUAUCACCAGGGUGACACUUCGGGGCCCUGAGCCUGGCUCUCACUUUCCCGAAGGAGAGCAUGUGAUUCGUUACACUGCCUACGAUCGAGCCUAUAACCGAGCCAGCUGCAAGUUCAUUGUGAAAGUACAAGUGAGACGCUGCCCACUGCUAAAACCGCCACAGCAUGGCUACCUCACCUGCACCUCGGCAGGGGACAACUAUGGUGCCACCUGUGAAUACCACUGUGACGGAGGUUAUGAACGCCAAGGAACCCCCUCCCGGGUCUGCCAGUCCAGCCGCCAGUGGUCAGGAUCACCACCCAUCUGUGCCCCUAUGAAGAUUAAUGUCAAUGUCAACUCUGCCGCUGGCCUUCUGGAUCAGUUCUAUGAGAAACAGCGACUCCUCAUCAUCUCAGCUCCUGAUCCCUCCAACCGAUAUUAUAAAAUGCAGAUCUCUAUGCUGCAGCAAUGCACCUGUGGACUGGACCUGCGUCACGUGACCAUCAUUGAACUGGUGGGGCAGCCACCUCAGGAGGUGGGGCGCAUCCGGGAGCAACAGCUAUCAGCCAACAUCAUCGAGGAGCUCAGGCAAUUUCAGCGUCUCACUCCUUCCUACUUCAACAUGGUAUUGAUUGACAAGCAGGGAAUUGACCGGGAACGCUACAUGGAACCUGUCACCCCUGAGGAGAUCUUCACAUUCAUUGAUGACUACCUACUGAGCAACCAGGAGCUGAUCCAGCGCCGGGAGCAAAGGGACAUGUGCGAGUGA